AUGAUAAUGGCGAUGAGAGUUGAUUACAACAUCAUCAUCACUUCCGCCAUUAUUGUAGCUGCUGCUUCUAUCAUCAGUUCAACAACCGCAGCAACAACAGUUCCAGGACUCAUAAACAUCGUGAAUUUGGGAGCAAUAGCCGACGGAAAAACAGACUCAACCCUACCAUUUCAAUCUGCAUGGGCUUCUGCAUGUUCUUCAUCUAAACCAGUCACUAUCUACGUCCCCUCCGGCAGGUUUUUCAUCCGAUCAGCUUAUUUCCAGGGCGAACGCUGUAGUAACAAAGCAAUCAACUUCCGUAUUGAUGGCACCCUCCUUGCUCCGACAGACUACGGGAAAUCCUCUAGUGAUGUCUGGAUUAAGUUUGAAAAGGCCACCGGUGUUUCUAUCUCCGGUGGAACUUUAGAUGGUCGGGGAGCCAAUCUCUGGGCUUGCAAAGCCUCUUCCAGUUCUUGUCCCACCGGUGCAAACACGUUAGGGUUCUUCAAUUCAAGAGACAUCAUGAUCAAUGGAUUGUGCUCCAUAAACAGCCAAAAGUUCCACAUCGUGAUGGACGGAUGCCAAAAUGUUAAUCUUCAAGGAAUCACGAUAUCUGCUCCUGGAAACAGUCCCAACACCGACGGCAUACACAUUGAAUUCUCCACCGGCGUCACUGUUCUCAACUCCCGAAUUGCCACCGGAGACGAUUGUGUAUCCAUCGGACCAGGUUCAUCUAACCUCUGGAUACAAAGCAUCACCUGUGGCCCUGGCCAUGGUGUCAGCAUCGGCAGUUUAGGGUGGACUGCAAAGGAGGCCGGAGUCCAGAACGUGACGCUGAAAACGGCGACAUUUAGAUCAACGGAGAAUGGGGUUAGGAUCAAGACAUGGGCUAGGGAAAGUAAUGGGUUCGUAAAGGGAGUUGUGUUUGAAGAUUUAACGAUGGUGCAAGUUCAAAAUCCGGUGAUAAUUGAUCAGAAUUAUUGUCCAGGUGAGGAUGAUUGUCCUCAUCAGUUGUCCGGCGUCACCAUUUCUGAUGUUCUAUAUGAAGAUAUUCGUGGUACAUCAGCGACAGAUGUUGGGGUGAAACUGGAUUGCAGCAAGGAGCAUCCAUGCAGUGGGAUAAAAAUGGAGGAUGUGAACUUGAGUUACGAUAACCGACCUGCUCAAGUUUCAUGCACCAAUGCUCUUGGAACCACCGGUGGUGGUGGUGGCGCUGCCGCAGUAAUCCACCAUACAACCUCUAGUUCCUGUUUAAUGUAA
This is a messenger RNA of Lactuca virosa, 1239 nucleotides long. NCBI's taxonomy places the organism in Eukaryota, Viridiplantae, Streptophyta, Magnoliopsida, Asterales, Asteraceae. The record is from the annotation of a GenBank genome assembly.